Cavia porcellus (domestic guinea pig) is the source of this 900-nucleotide messenger RNA. Its product is annotated as ubiquitin carboxyl-terminal hydrolase 32-like. Lineage: Eukaryota; Metazoa; Chordata; Mammalia; Rodentia; Caviidae. The coding region runs from base 366 to 626 and encodes 86 amino acids. Gene Ontology annotation, biological process: protein deubiquitination. Gene Ontology annotation, molecular function: cysteine-type deubiquitinase activity. Gene Ontology annotation, cellular component: Golgi apparatus. The record is from RefSeq and is a predicted model, not a curated record. The transcript is spliced from 2 exons.
UGUGUGUGUGUGUGUGUGUGUGUGUGUCCUAAGUUUACAGCUUCUAUCUUUGAUAUUUGUAAAUUUGCCAUUUGGGGAUAUUUUCAGAAACACAUGUGUUAUAUGUCAUGGUUUGUAUUUACAUGUCCCCCCAAAACGUCAGUGAUCAUAGUGGGGGCAAAGGGGUGGGACCUUUUGAAGGUGGCUGAUUCUAGCGUUUGUGAUUGGUUCCUUGUCUUGCGCUGGGAUUGGCCGUGUGAGUGCUGCACCGCCCAGGGCCAGGUGACCCGCAUAGAAUAUAAGAGAGGAAAGAGGUCUGCUCUCCAGCCACUUUUUUGUUUUUUCCCCUUCUGCUCUGGUUUUGGAAUUUGCAGCAGCCAUGGUGAAUGGCUUUCCCUCAGCCACGCCACCCAGCCUUGGAACCAGCUGAUUAUGGAAUGAAACUGCCAAAAAACCCUUGGACCAUCGCAAAAUAUGCUCCCAGAUUUAAUGGCUUCCAGCAGCAAGACUCCCAAGAACUUCUAGCUUUCCUCUUGGAUGGUCUUCAUGAAGAUCUCAACCGAGUCCAUGAGAAGCCGUAUGUGGAACUGAAGGACAGCGAUGGCCGACCAGACUGGGAAGUAGCUGCAGAGGUUUGUCAGUUUUGAGUUUCUAAUGUAAGCAAUAGAUGAAAUACUCUGACCAUAAAUGCAUGCAAACAACUUAUAUGCAGAUUAGGGCCAGGGAUAUAGCUCAGCGGCACAGCACUUCCCUGGCAAACACAAGGUCCUGAGUUUAAUUCCCAGUACCAGAAAAAAGAAAGUUUAAUAAUAAUUAAAUGCAAACUAAAAUGUUCUGUGAUUAGAGUAUUAAAACAAGAGCUUAAAACAGUAACACAUGCAUGCCAUAAGUUUGCCACCUCUGGCAUGGAUAUAGGAAUUA